AUGGCGGUGAUGCACUUGUGUUUUCUAUUGCUCGUCGGUGCCUUCAUCAGCCUCUACGGCGGAGCCAUCGGCGCUAAGAUUCUGCUGUAUCCAUACUCUCAAAUGUACAACUCCCGUUUCCGAAACAUUAUGAAGAUUGGGCAAAUGAUGGCAGCGAGAAACCACAGCGUAAGCAUGUUGAUCACUACCGAUAUUAAUCUUAAGGAUAUACCCGAGGGGAUAGAGGUGUUAACUGUCAAGGUAGACUAUGAAACUUUGUCAUUUUCCAGCGAAGAACUUCUUACCGAUGUCCACAAAAAUCCCUUUCCUCUCGUCAUGAAAUUGGUUGAGAAAAGCAGGGGCACGUUGGAUGCACUUUUUGGGAACAAAGAGCUACUAGAUACUCUGAUUUCUAAAAAGUUUGACCUCCUGUUUUAUGACGUAAUUGCUACAGAGAGUUUAGUAUUGAGGGAUUAUUUAAACAUCCCGGGAGUCGGGUAUUCUAAUUUGGGAUUCGAUGGCGACUGGACGGUAUAUCCUGAACACCCUGCCUACAUGCCAAAUAUUAUUACAGGAUAUUCGGAUCAUAUGAGUUUUUGGGAAAGAUUAAUGAACACAUUGAUGUUAACAUUGACUGUAUUUUUUAAGUACUAUGUCACGGCUCCUUUUAAUGAUGCAAAAGAAAAAUACAACCUCAACAAGUCCUUGUCAAUUACGACAGCUUAUACCAGAUUGUCUAUACUGAUAGUUAACGUAGAUUUUGCUUUUGACUAUCCCCGCCCCGUUUACCCUUGGGUAAAAACGGUGUCGGGUAUCCUUUUCCACCCUGCAAAACCCCUAUCUAAAGAUUUGGAAGAGUUCGUAGAAUCUUCGGGAGAACACGGCAUCAUUAUCAUGAGUUUUGGGUCGAUGGUAGCCGAACUUACGCCAGAAAAAGCAGAAAUAAUAGCCACGGUUUUUGCACAACUUCCGCAGAAGAUUAUAUGGCGGAACAAUAAUUCUGAUAUUCCGGGAUUGGCAAAUAACACGAAAGUUAUGAAUUGGAUACCACAAAAUGACCUUGUUGGUCAUGCAAAAGCGCGACUGUUCAUAACUCACUGCGGAGUUAGUGGUUCACACGAGGCGCUGUAUCAUGGGGUCCCUGUUGUUGCUGUACCCCUGUUUGUAGAUCAAUUUAGCCACGCGACAAAGUUUGUUGAACGUCUUGGAAUGGGGGAGAAGUUAGACUUCUACAAUAUAACAGAAUCUACUUUCUCUGCAGUUAUAUUGAACGUUCUGAAUAACCGAAGCUAUUUUGCCAACGCUAAGCGUGCAGCAGCAAUGGUUCGUGACCAGCCGAUGGACGGAAAGGAAACACUGAUGUACUGGGUUGAGUAUGUUAUCAGAAACAAUGGAACGUUGCAUUUCCAUUCUCAGGCGAUGGAGAGACUUAGCUGGUACCAGUAUUUAUUGCUAGAUCCUCAGUUAAAGAAGAUGAAGAAAACUGACUGA
Messenger RNA from Lingula anatina, 1470 nucleotides. Its product is annotated as UDP-glucuronosyltransferase 2C1. Lineage: Eukaryota; Metazoa; Brachiopoda; Lingulata; Lingulida; Lingulidae. Gene Ontology annotation, molecular function: UDP-glycosyltransferase activity. The record is from RefSeq and is a predicted model, not a curated record.